Messenger RNA from Fraxinus pennsylvanica, 1014 nucleotides. Lineage: Eukaryota; Viridiplantae; Streptophyta; Magnoliopsida; Lamiales; Oleaceae. The record is from the annotation of a GenBank genome assembly.
AUGGCUGAAGAUCUGGAGAAACCAAUAUUAGGUCCUGAAAAUUUCAACCGAGAGGGGAUUGAUCUGGAGCGCUUGCCACUAGAACAAGUUUUUGAACAACUAAAAACGUCAAAAGCAGGACUAUCAUUGGAAGAUGUGGAGAUACGCUUAAAAACAUUUGGCUCAAACAAGGUUGAAGAGAAUCCAGAAAACAAAUUCUUAAAAUUUCUUAGUUUCAUGUGGAAUCCUUUGUCAUGGAUGAUGGAAGCUGCAGCAGGGAUGGCAAUAGCUCUUGCUAAUGGUGGAGGUGCUAAAACAAAGAGGAUGACAGCUAUUGAAGAAAUGGCUGGAAUGGAUGUCCGAUGUAGUGAUAAAACUGGAACGCUUACAUUAAAUCGCCUCACUGUUGAUCGAAGCCUUAUAAAGGUACUUCACAAAUACAUGGACAUAGACAUGAUUGUGCUGCUUGCAGCAAGAGCAUCAAGGCUGGAGAAUCAGGAUGCUAUUGAUACAGCAAUUAUUAACAUGCUCAAUGACCCAAAGGAGGCACGUGUAAAUAUUAAGGAAAUUCAUUUCUUUCCAUUCAAUCCUGUGGACAAACGUACUGCAAUCACGUACAUUGAUUCAGAUGGAAAAUGGUACCGGGCCAGCAAAGUAGCUCCCGAACAGAUCCUAAAUUUGUGCCAAGAGAAAGAGGAGAUAGCUGAAAAUGUGCACACAAUUAUUGACAAGUUUGCUGAGAGGGGUUUACGUUCUCUUGCUGUGGCCUUACAGGAAGUUCUAGAAAUGUCUAAGGAGAGUCCUGGAGAGCCUUGGACAUUUUGUGGUUACUGCCUCUCUUUGAUCCGCCAAGACAUGACAGUUCUGAGACCAUCCGUAGAGCACUUGACCUGGGAGGGAAAUGGGAAAUACCAGAAGGUGCUUGAUGAGGAAAAUUUCAAUGAGAACAAGAGCAAGAUAAAGAAAGAGGCUUCUUUUGAAGGGGAGACAAGAAGGGUGCAGAAAGUUUCAAGUAAAGUUCAGAACUUCAGUUGA